AGAGAGAGAGAGAGAGGUGGAUAGAGCCGUUUGAUGUCAUGACAACUAAACAGUAAAAAUCAAUAUAAAUACUACUACUUUCUAUGUUAGUUCAUAUCGUGAGUUGAUUUAAAUAUUAACAGUUAUCGAGCAUUAAAGUCCAUUUUGCAUAAGAAUAUCAUUAAUAUUUAGAAUCAGUCAAUCGGGUAAAUCGUGUAUUUGUUGGUAGAAUGGACAAGGACACUUUACGCAAACAGAUCGAGAAUAUGAGAUACCAGGCGUUGAUGGAAAGAUGGCCUCUCUCUAAGUCUAUUCAGGCAUUGCGUGAAUACAUAGAGGAGAACGAGACUCAGGACCCACUCAUUCACACCCCCGACAAGAAGAACAACCCGUGGGCUGAAAAGGGGAAGUGUUUGGUGAUGUAGUGCCCGCACACACCCACACACACCCGGCCGCACAUUAUUUGCCAUCUUUUACAACACUAUACAAGUGUUUUUAAUUCAAUCAUGGUACUUUUUGUAACACAACAACACUAAUGUAGUGUUAUUCUCGGAAAUAUUUCUUAAUUUUAGUUGUCGUUCAUGUAAUUCAUGUAAUUUAUGUAAUGAUUUGUUCAU
This is a messenger RNA of Medioppia subpectinata, 596 nucleotides long. The record is from the annotation of a GenBank genome assembly. Lineage: Eukaryota; Metazoa; Arthropoda; Arachnida; Sarcoptiformes; Oppiidae.